AUGCCGACAAAUGUGGCUCAGGCUGCCCAGUCACCGCUCCUCUCCCACCUGGCUUUGAACCAGAAGGAGAAGCCAGAAUCUUUGCUCAGAACCCUAAAGGCCACGCAGGAGCCCAAAGUGAUCUCCUGGGUCGCAACAGGCCUGGAGCUGAGGGCUGACCAGGUUCCCGCACGCUCGGCGGUGGCGCUCUUCAACCGCUUUGCGGAUCUAGGCGGUCCCUGGACAGAGGACAAAGAGGAGGCAGCUGCCGGCAUCCUGGGAGCUCUCUCAGAGCUGCUGCGCUUGCAUGAAGAGGAGAAGCUGACCUUGCAGGAGCUGUUGCGCAAUGAGGUGGAGACCGGCAAGCUGCGCUGGUCUCACACCCCAGAAUGGGAUAGGCUGCGACAGUUCUUGGAGCUCUUGGCACGGCCCGUUCAUUUGCCAGCUCCGCUGGGCGCAGCAGCCAAGGGCUGCGAGGUGUUGGAGCAGCUGUGUCGCGGUCAGGAGGAGUUGACGAGCCUGGUACAUCGGCAGCAUGUUCUGCCAGCAGUAAGCUCUCUGCUGCUUGCUGCCACCAAGGCUGGGCCUAGCUCUUCCUGGCUGCACUUUGCCACGUUCCUUGUCAGUCUGAUGGAGGCUUUGAUGGCCGAGAAGGACACCGAUCGCUUCAAGUUGGCCGAUCCGGAACUCUUCAUCCCGGUUUGGGCCAGCCGGAAGGUGGAGCCUCUAACCGACUCGCUACUGAGUACUUUACGGUCCUCAGCGCAGGGACAGAACCCUUUGCUGCAGUGCUUGUCCCUGCAAGCAUUGACCCACCUGCUCCGGCAUCACUCGCCACAGGCCUUGGUGGUGGAGCGCUCCGAUGCCCCCAAGAUGAGCCUCGACCUCAUCUCACGCUGCGCUUGCGAUGAGGAGAAGCUGCUGGUUGCCUUUGAGUUUCUCUUGUUGGUGGGCCUCCCUGAGGGACAUGAGGCAGCUGCACUUGUUCGGACGGCUGCUGCGCGUCUCCCAAGGUCGCAGCGUUUGCAGGAGCUGGCGCAUGUCCUGGUUCCAAAGUGA
Durusdinium trenchii is the source of this 1038-nucleotide messenger RNA. NCBI's taxonomy places the organism in Eukaryota, Dinophyceae, Suessiales, Symbiodiniaceae. The record is from the annotation of a GenBank genome assembly.